AUGUCAACAUCUGAGGAGUACGUUGGCCAGUCUGGUCGUAAUUAUAGGAUUGAGCGGGUGCUUCAAGAAGAAACCUUCCCUCCACGCUGGGUUGGCCUUGCUAUUACGGGUGACCAGAAGUACAUAUUGAAGUAUAUUCACCCAGUCAAUUUUGAAGACCUCGAAGAUGUAAACAAUAAGCUCCGCGGUAGAGCCAACCACGUCCGUCUUUCCCAAGACACGAUCCCCAAGAAAUCGAUGUUCGUUUUCGAUUACCUAGCGGACCACCUCCUACAUCUUGUCCAGAAGGACUUGCCUCUUGAGACCACGAAAACGAUCCUCAAAAAGGCUCUUCUUGGAAUUGCAGAACUCCAUGAUCAGGAUAUUGUCCACACCGAUAUAAAGGCCGACAAUUUUUUUAUCGACUGGAACGCUCAAGAAAAUGGUAUCCAUGUUGAGAGAGUGCAGCUUGGUGAUUUGGAAGCCGCAGCAUACAUGCCUCCUGGAUCAGCUAUGGUUGGAAAACAGGCAGGCAACCCAAUGUGGAGAAGCCCCGAAGCCCAUGCCAAAGGGCCUGUGACAAAGACAUCUGAUAUUUUCUCCUUUGCUCUCGUGUGCAUCUACGCGGUGCAUAAACGCGUUAUCUUUGCCGUGGGGGAAGAGGAGCUGGAUGAAGGCGUGGACCCUUUGUCUAUUGUGAUUGAGCGCCAAAUCUCGUACUUUGCUGAUGAAGAGGGGAUAACUGCGUUUUUGAAAUAUCUUGGUGACGAUAAUCCCUGGGUGCAGGUUUUCGAGAUUAUUCGAGAUGGCUUUGACAAGGAACACCCUCGCAAACCAUUUUCCAUUUGGAAGGGCGUUGACGAAGAUUUCAAGAGCCUUAUUUGCUCCAUGACGAAUUUCGAUCCGGCGAAGAGGAUUACAGCUCGCGAGGCUUUGGCGCACAAGUGGUUCGAGGGCGUUGAAUAG
Molecule: messenger RNA, 945 nt
Organism: Arthroderma uncinatum
Lineage: Eukaryota; Fungi; Ascomycota; Eurotiomycetes; Onygenales; Arthrodermataceae
Exons: 4
Coding region: 1-945 (314 amino acids)
Biological process (GO): mitotic DNA damage checkpoint signaling; protein phosphorylation
Cellular component (GO): nucleus; cytoplasm
Molecular function (GO): ATP binding; protein serine/threonine kinase activity
Source: RefSeq, a predicted model, not a curated record